This is a messenger RNA of Caenorhabditis remanei, 882 nucleotides long. RefSeq lists its product as uncharacterized. NCBI's taxonomy places the organism in Eukaryota, Metazoa, Nematoda, Chromadorea, Rhabditida, Rhabditidae. Bases 1 to 882 code for a protein of 293 amino acids. The transcript has 3 exons. The record is from RefSeq and is a predicted model, not a curated record. Gene Ontology annotation, molecular function: protein binding.
AUGAAGCUGUUGAAGUUUCCAUGGCUUGUACUAAUCAAAAUUCUAAAGUUUAUGGACACACUCGACAUAAUUAAUCUUUCCUCUACCAACCGUAGACUUCGAGAGCAAUACACAAGCGAAAUCAAUCCGGAAGGAAUUAAUAUAAUGUUCAGUCGCUAUAUAGCAGUUAUCGGGAUUAAAGGUUCCCGACUCAUCGACUUCAGAAACGAUGCUAGCGCUGAUUCUGUCCCAAUUGGAGUUAGGACGAUCGGGUCUAUAACUUUUAAUGCCUUUUCGCGUGCCAUAAAUGACCAAUUUUGGGAAGCAGUGGUCGAAGAUAGGUACACUCCCUGUUUGACACUGGCUCAGUACUUCAUGACUAUUUUCCCAAAAGCUGAACAGAAUUAUUUCUGUUGCGACUAUGAAUGCGAGAUGGAAGAGAGCACACGACAACUACUUGCAUCAUGGGAUCUGGAUUUGUUCAAGGAAAAAGAAUUUAAGUUCUCCGUCGAAUCCGAUGAAAACACUAAAAACCUUGUAAAUCAGUAUUGCAAAAGCAACCAAUUGUCUGUGAUUGGUUUAGAAGAUGGGGAUUACAAAGAUGGAGAUUACAAAGUCACGAGAACAAAGAACUUUGAAGAUAAUGAAUUGCCUGAGGACAGUGAUUUCUUGUUUGAUCGCUUUCCUGACCUGGUAUAUUUUAUCAGAUACAUCCUUAUAUCCGGGCUCAAAGUUGGAAUCGAAGCGUGGCGUGAUCUUAUCAAGAAAUGGGUUGAAGAGGAUUUGGAUCAGCUGGUUUUCGUGUGUGCAAAUGGAGUAACCAGCUUGAAUAUGUUAGAGCUCACGGAAGGAUUUUCUACUCAUCCAUGGAACGACGAAGAAAUGAUCGAGUUCAAAAAGUGA